ACCCUCCCUGUGACAUCACAGUCCAGAGGUUAAUAAAGGGGGCUCUGAAAAUGCAGCAGCACCACUCUCCAGAGACCACAGGUUAUCUCGUCUCCUGCCUGUUCCUUGCUCCUCCGACCCUUCAGAAUGGGAGACUUCAGUGCUGAUCAGCUGGACGACUUCAAAGAGGCUUUUGGGCUCUUUGACAGAAUUGGUGACAGCAAGAUCGCCUUCAACCAGGUGGCCGAUGUCAUGCGUGCUCUGGGACAGAAUCCCACAAACAAGGAUGUGGUGAAGAUUCUUGGCAACCCAAAUGCAGAAGAUAUGGCCAACAAGAGAAUUGAUUUUGAUGCCUUUUUGCCCCUGCUGAAGACUGUGGAUGCCAUUCAGAAGGGAACCUAUGAUGACUACGUUGAGGGUCUGCGUGUCUUUGAUAAGGAGGGUAACGGCACAGUCAUGGGGGCUGAGCUCCGCAUCGUACUCUCAACACUUGGGGAGAAGAUGACUGGGCCAGAGGUUGAUUCCCUUAUGCAGGGACAGGAAGACGAGAAUGGCUGUGUGAACUAUGAAUCUUUUGUGAAGGCCAUCCUGUCUGUGUAAGACCAGCUGGAGUGGUGUGGAAUCCAAAAUAUAUCUGCAGACCCCAUGGUGUCAAGACAUCCACUCACAAUUUUUAAGACCAACCAAAGAAUGAAAGGGACUAUGGGAUGUCAUGUCAUUACCUCCCUACUUUCUGAUCUUUUCAUGACACGUUUUUUUUCCCUGUUCUCUCUGGAAGUUCUCCUUUUCACAGGGGGCUGGAGUGUGGGAUGGAGGAUGUUGACCACUCACUAAGUGAGGGUCACUCCUUCCACUUUUCCUACUAGCACACUCCUCACUGCCUUCUCAAGCCCACACUAUCCAGAAAUGCCUAAGGCAUUCUUAUAAGAAACUGUGGACCGGUUGAUGAAAUCCUCCCCCCUAAAAAUAUCUUCACGUCAACAUUUCACAAAAUAAAUUAUUCAAAUCUGUAAUCUCCA
Brienomyrus brachyistius is the source of this 998-nucleotide messenger RNA. RefSeq names its product myosin light chain 3, skeletal muscle isoform-like. The transcript has 6 exons. Gene Ontology annotation, cellular component: contractile muscle fiber; myosin II complex. Gene Ontology annotation, molecular function: calcium ion binding. Bases 127 to 579 code for a protein of 150 amino acids. NCBI's taxonomy places the organism in Eukaryota, Metazoa, Chordata, Actinopteri, Osteoglossiformes, Mormyridae. The record is from RefSeq and is a predicted model, not a curated record.